Schistocerca serialis cubense is the source of this 3448-nucleotide messenger RNA. RefSeq names its product 2-oxoglutarate and iron-dependent oxygenase JMJD4 (gene JMJD4). Gene Ontology annotation, biological process: positive regulation of translational termination; negative regulation of gene expression; protein hydroxylation. Gene Ontology annotation, cellular component: nucleus; cytoplasm. The coding region runs from base 110 to 1336 and encodes 408 amino acids. The record is from RefSeq and is a predicted model, not a curated record. The transcript has 5 exons. NCBI's taxonomy places the organism in Eukaryota, Metazoa, Arthropoda, Insecta, Orthoptera, Acrididae. Gene Ontology annotation, molecular function: sequence-specific DNA binding; histone H4R3 demethylase activity.
GCUAUAUAUAGGAUAAUCAGAGCCUUUGAAAGUACUGCAUGAACAAAACAGUACUGAAAACUGAGAAAUGCGUUUGUUUUGUUCACGGAGUGGAAAAUAAGUGACAGAUAUGUGUAACGUAGAGCAAGCUUCUGUAGUUGAUAUAAAGAGUGAAAUAUCAAAUUGUAGCCAGACCAGUUGCGGAAUACCAGUAGUAGGAGAUGAUUUGUCAUAUGCAGAAUUCUUCGAGAAUUUUAUGUUGAAAAAUUAUCCCGUAAUAAUAAAGGGUAAUUUUACAAAGGAAUGGGAGAGCGCUACAAAGUGGGUUAAAGAUGAUAAACCCAUGUUUUCGUACCUUAAAGAAAAUUUUGGGCAAACUGAAGUACCUGUAGCUGAUUGUGGUAGAAGACACUAUAAUGUCCAGGAAAAAAGCACAUUUAAGCUUUGUGAUUACCUUGAUUAUUGGUCAGAUUAUAUAAGGAAUGACUACCCAGAGACAAUGCCGUGCUUUUACUUAAAGGACUGGCAUUUCACAAGAGACUUUCCCCUACAUUUGAUCUACCGCACUCCUCAGUAUUUUGCCAGUGAUUGGCUUAAUGAAUACUAUUAUGACCAUAAAAAUAAAAAUGAUGAUUAUAGAUUUGUGUAUAUGGGUCCUAAAGGUUCAUGGACUCCAUUUCAUGCUGAUGUAUUCACAUCAUUUAGUUGGUCUGUAAAUAUUUGCGGUCAGAAGAGAUGGUUGCUGUUUCCUCCAGGACAGGAAAGUUUUUUAAGAAAUAAGUUUGGGAACUUACCAUAUGACUGUACAAGUGAUGAACUUAAAAAUGAAGAUUUGUUUCCAGAAUAUAAAAAAUUAAAUCCUCCAUAUGAAAUAUUACAGCAAGCCGGUGAAGCAGUAUUUGUUCCUUCUGGCUGGCAUCAUCAAGUUUGGAACAUGAAAGACACAAUUUCCAUCAAUCACAACUGGGUUAAUGGCUGCAACAUCAAAACAAUGUGGUUGUCAUUGAAGAAUCAUUUGGCUGCUGUGAAAAAGGAAAUAGAAGAUUGCAAGGAAAUGGAGGAAUGGAAUAGCCACUGUCAAAUAAUGCUUAGAGCUUCUUUUGGGUUAGACUAUGAAGAAUUUUAUAGGUUUUUAUUACAUAUUAGCAAGAAAAGAAUUGAGUCUCUUCAUGGAAAGGAUGAUUUAAUAGUUUAUGGAAAUUGGAGAAUUGGCAGAAAUCAUAUUGUUUUUGAUUUGCUUAAGAUAAAUGAAGUUUUGAACCUCUUCCUCUCCGACACUGACUGUGAAAUUGCACUGAAGGAACUGGAUGUACAGAAACCAAAAGACUUGUUGUCUGAAAUAAAUUCAGUGGUAUAAAUUCAGCUGAGGGAAAGCAGAUGGUGCCAUAGUGACAGUUUCAAUACUGCAACAUGGUUCAUAACAUUGUUUUGCAGAGGAGUCUGAAGUACUGGUACUGAACACAUGGAAAAGAUCAUCUGGGAAACAUACCAAAGACAGUGAUAGUACUACACACACACACACACACACACACACACACACACACACAGAGAGAGAGAGAGAGAGAGAGAGAGAGAGAGAGAGAGAGAGACUCUCUUCCAGCCAUCAGCCACCCUUGUCUAAUACACUGUCCUGCUCCCCUCCUCCUUUCUCCUCAUCCCAUACAAUCCUCUCACAGCAGGAAAACUGCAGUACUGGUUUACUUACAUCAUCAGCAACUAUCAGCUUUGUAAUGCUGGUCUCAGCAGGUCACAUGAAAUUUCACACAGAGAGACUUGCCAAAGCCUCAUCACUCAGUUACAGAGUACUGCAAAGAAACAAUGACUGGAGCUCCUAAUUAAAUACUUCAGCAAUGAAAGAAACAUAAUAUAACCUUCUGUUAUACAUCAUUACAAAGAGUAUUUAAAAAGGUUUUUUUUUUUUUUUUUUCACUCAAAAACAAGUUCAGAGAUGUUCAAUAUGGCCCCCUCCAGACACUCGAGCAAUAUCAACCCGAUACUCCAACUCGUUCCACACUCUCUGUAGCAUAUCAGGCGUAACAGUUUGGAUAGAUGCUGUUAUUUCUCGUUUCAAAUCAUCAAUGAUGGCUGGGAGAGGUGGCCGAAACACUAUAUCCUUAACAUACCCCCAUAAGAAAAAAUUGCAGGGGGUAAGAUCAGGGCUUCUUGGAGGCCAGUGAAGAAGUGCUCUAUCACAGGCUGCCUGGCAGUGCACAAACACCCAUUCUCUGUAAACUGUUUAUACCAACGUUUAAUACACCACCUAUCAGGAGGUUUAACACCAUACUUCGUUCGAAAUGCACGCUGAACAACUGUCGUCGAUUCACUUCUGCCGUACUCAAUAACACAAAAAGCUUUCUGUUGAGCGGUCGCCAUCUUAGCAUCAACUGACACUGACGCCUAGUCAACAGCGCCUCAAGCGAACAAAUGUACAACUAAAUGAAACUUUAUAGUUCCCUUAAUCCGCCGACAGAUAGUGCUUAGCUCUGCCUUUUGUCGUUGCAGAGUUUUAAAUUCCUAAAGUUGUGGUAUUCUUUUUGAAUCACGCUGUAUAUCUGCAAGGUUGGUACAUGAAAACCGAGCAAGGUGGUGUGGUUAUUAGCACACUGGGCUUGCAUUUCAGAGGAUCUGACUGUCCUGAUACAGGUUUUCUGUGAUGUCCCUAAAACACUCCAGGCAAAUGCCAGGAUGGUUCCUUUGAAAGAACACAGUUGAUUUCCUCUCCCAUCUUUGAAACAUUCUGAGCUUGUGCUCUGUCUCUGAUGACGUCGACGUCAACAGGAUGGUAAACCCUAAUCUUCCUUCCUUCCUUUUACAAGCAAAUUGUAAUAAUGGAGAAAGACUAAGAACUUGCCUAAACAGUACUUUUGAGUUUGAUACACAGGCCAGCCUAAUUAUGUAGUAAGUUCAAUGUAGCAGAGUAACAGCAUGUACUAUUUAACUUAUGCACAGUAAUUGUGACAGAUCUCAAAUUCUCUCCAAAUAGCUUUGAACUAUGUGUUAAUAAAAAUGAAAACAGUUUACUCUGAAAAUCAUAAACAGUAUACUUGUUGUUCAAUCUAUGUAAUAAAGGUUGUGGACAGGCACGACAAAGUGCUGGUAGGCAGAACAGUUUGUACAUUUAUAUUAAUUUGCAAUUUUGCUUUCAUAGAAAUGCCUGUCUCCAUCUGAUCAUUCAAUUAGUACCUUUUCUUACUAUUAGGAAUUACCUCAUGCACUGUGCUUGUCAAAAGUGCUGAAUACAGCAGGAUAGUAAUGCUGAUUCAUUUUACUGUAGACAAACCACAGCAUAGAUUAUGCAUGAGAAGUCAAUUCACAAACAAAUACAAAACAUAAAACAACAAAUGCAAUCAAAUGUCAUAGUUUCAAUUAGUAAAUAAGAUAAUUAGUUGCUCUUUGUCAUUUCAGUAUUUAUAUAUUGUUUGAUGAAUUGUCCCUGCAGUAAUAUUCAGCUCUGCUGUCCCCCCCCCCC